ACAAUAAAACAAAAUUGUCGAUAUAUUUAGAGAAUUUAACUUUAUGUUCGUAAGCAUGAGCAAAUAAAACAUUGUCAUCGAGAAUGAUAUACAAAUUAAAUUAUACAGGUAUUCAUGACUCUUUGUUAUUCAAGUAGAAAAUGGCAAAAGAUCAAGGAACAAUUGAACCAAAUUUUCACUUAAAAGUGAGCCUAUCGAUCAUUUAUUUUUUGGGCACCUGGCCACCACGUGCGAGCAAAUACCGAAUUUUAUAUUUGCUCUAUACUGUCUGUAGUUUCAUUUUUCUUUUGGGAAUCUUGCUCACCGCCGAGAUAGCAAAUGUAUUCGCCAACUGGGGAGAUAUGUCAAAAAUCCUUGCAUUUGCGACCAUACUAAUGACGAAUUUUAUUCACGCUUCCAAGGUGUUUAUUCUUCUUAGUCGUCAAAAGCGAAUACAGGCUCUCCUGGAUUUAGCCAAUAGUUCCGCAUUCAGUCGUUAUGACAAGAAGCAUCAGGAUCUCCUUAUAAAAUAUACGUGGAAAGGCCUCUUUCACCACGCGACAUAUCAGAGCUUUGGCGCGAUAGCGGUAUUUUGCUGGGGUAUCACUCCAAUCACUGAUCUGAUUGCUGGUCGUUCACGGCAAUUGCCUAUGGAAGGAUGGUACCCUUACAACGUAACGAGGACACCGGUGUUCGAGAUUACCGCAGCGCAUCAGGGUAUCGCAAUCAUAAUUGCUUGCUUCCACAAUGUGGCAUUGGACACCCUGAUGACAGGUUUAAUCACGGUUGCCUGUUGCCAAUUAGCAAUCUUGGAGCGAAAUAUCAUGUCGAUAGAUAAUGAAAAAAACCUACAGAAUGAUAACAACUUAUCGUUUCUAGCCGAAGAGAAGAUCUUGUCUUAUCUGCAACUCAAACGAUGUGCUAUGCACAGUAAUAUGAUAUUUCUUUUCACGAUGGAGAUUCAAAACAUUUUUAGUACUAUCAUCUUUUUCCAAUUGCUCUCGAAUUGUAUGAUCAUUUGCCUGAUUGCUUUCAAUGUAACGCAGAUGAAAGUUUAUAUCCCAGCAGUGCUAAUUGGCUUGGUGACAUACAUGUGUUGCAUGACGUAUCAGAUAUUCAUUUUUUGCUGGCAUGGUAAUGAGCUACAUCUCCACAGUUUACGUAUAGUGACAGCCGCAUAUUCGUGCAAUUGGUUCUCCGCUACUAAAGGAUUCACCCACAGUCUACAAAUCAUGAUGAUAAGAUCUCAUCGGCCCUUCACUUUGAUUGCCGGCAAUAUUAUGAUACUAUCGUUAGAUACUUUUGUACAGAUAUUACGGAUGUCCUAUUCAAUUUUUACAGUACUUCAAGGUUCUACUAUCUAACUAUGAACUUAUCGUUAAGAUUGAAUUUUGUAGCUAUAUUAUAUUUCCUCGAGUUUACAUGACU
Molecule: messenger RNA, 1407 nt
Organism: Nylanderia fulva
Lineage: Eukaryota; Metazoa; Arthropoda; Insecta; Hymenoptera; Formicidae
Product: 4-vinylanisole receptor
Biological process (GO): detection of chemical stimulus involved in sensory perception of smell; sensory perception of smell
Cellular component (GO): plasma membrane
Molecular function (GO): olfactory receptor activity; odorant binding
Source: RefSeq, a predicted model, not a curated record